AUGUUCCUCUCCAAUCUCCCAAAUGAAGUUGUCUUUCUAAUCGCCACCCAUCUGGUCUGUUACAGGGACCUCAGGGCCCUCGUGUUAUCCUCUCGUGGAUUGUACCAUCUCUUGCAAGGAUAUCUCAGCAAACACAGCUACCAAGCUUGCCAUGGAGACGCUCUAUGCUGCGCCGCAGCUCAUGAUGAUGAAGGACUCGCCAGGGAAUGUCUAAAGAGGAUGGCAGUCGCCGCCGAGUCCUUUCAAGGGCCCCGUAUGAGCAACCCGUACAAACAUCCUCUAUGCACCACCAACUGGAGGGUCGAGGAUACGGUGCUCAUUCAGCGUGCGCUGCUGGUAGCCGUGCAAGCUGGUUCAAAACGCGUAGUCAACCUUCUUCUCGACCACGGCGCGCAGACCAUGUUCCGGUGUCCGAUGGGCUACAUUAACAACAUCCCACCGCUCUAUCUCGCCGCGCAGAACGGCCACGAGGACCUUGUGGACUUUCUAUGUGAGAGGGGAGAUUCUUGCUACGGAGUGAAUACGUGUCCGCUCCUUUGGGCAAUCGAGCAUAAUCAGCGCCGGAUCAUUCGCACCCUAUUGCGCCACGAAUUGUGCAAUCAUUGCUGGUAUGUUCUGCCGAUGGCUAUGAACCGCAGAGAUACGGACAUGUUGCGCUUCCUGCUGGAACACGGGCUUCAUGGGACAAAUUAUGCGCGUGAUGCGCUGUUUGCUGCAAUUUGCAAGGGGGACCUGGAAAUGGUUAGAUUGUUCACCGCCCACGGCGCGGAUCCGAACCGACUGGGCGACUGCUAUGACAGCAGAUGGGAGAAAAAUCACGUCCAGCUUCUUCGGAAGAUUGAUAGUCGCUCUCUUCUGGAGCUUGGCGGCAGAGAGGAUGACCUUUUUAUUCGGUGCAACGGCUUGUGUGUUGAGGAGGAGCCGGUGUUCUGUAGUACCGCGUACGUUGCGGUUUAUUAUGACCAGAUGCCGAUACUGAGGUUUCUGCUCGAUUAUGGAGUACAUCCUGAGCCGGAUGACAUUCAACUGGGUCGGAAGAAGGGGAAUGAAGAGGCUGUCCGUUUGCUUUCUCGAUUCUCUUAUGAAGAUGUACCACAGAGGAAGUCACCCUGA
This is a messenger RNA of Aspergillus lentulus, 1113 nucleotides long. Its product is annotated as F-box domain and ankyrin repeat protein. The record is from RefSeq and is a predicted model, not a curated record. Lineage: Eukaryota; Fungi; Ascomycota; Eurotiomycetes; Eurotiales; Aspergillaceae. Gene Ontology annotation, molecular function: protein binding.